Molecule: messenger RNA, 840 nt
Organism: Rotaria sordida
Lineage: Eukaryota; Metazoa; Rotifera; Eurotatoria; Philodinida; Philodinidae
Source: the annotation of a GenBank genome assembly
AUCUAUCGAUCAAGAAAAUAUUGGUAUGGAAAUAAUGAACCAAAAGACGUCAUACGUGUUGAAGUUGUUCAUAUUUGGGCAGGUGAAGACAAUAGUCGAGCCGCUAAUGAUGUUACACCAAGAAAAGUCAUUGAAGUUUUUCGUAAUGCUGGAAGUUAUCUAUCAGCUCCAACAAAAAUGUUGACAGAGAUGGUAACAGAUCAAGUAGCACCAUCGUAUUGGGUUCCAAAUAAAGAUGUUCAUGAAUGUUCGUCGUGUAAACUUGUUUUUGGAUCAGAGCAUUCGAAACAUCAUUGCCGAGCAUGUGGCUAUAUUUUCUGUGAUACGUGUACAACACAUCGUGCUACUGUUCCAUUGCUUGAUAUCAAAACACCUGAACGUGUUUGUGAUAAAUGUUAUGAUAAACUUCAACCAUCAACACUUUCAUCAGUAUUUCAAAAUAAUUAUGUACAUACUCAAAAAACAAAUUCGUCUGAAUAUGAAACUGGUGGUAGUGAUAGUUCAGCAGAUCCAAAUUUAUAUCAUAUUCCUAUGUCAAGACGUUUCGUAGAACUUGUUACAAAUAAUGUUGGACGUGUGAUGUAUGACUAUCCGAUUAAACAUAUCAAAGAAAGUACACGACCAAAUUAUUGGCGACCAGAUAGUGAAUGUCAUUCUUGUUUUAUCUGUAAGCAUCGAUUUAAUAAUACCACACAUCGUCUACAUCAUUGUCGAAAAUGUGGUGAAGGUAUUUGUGAUACCUGUUCACCAAAUAAACGUCCUGUACCCGAACGAGAAUGGUUUACACCUGAACGUGUGUGUAAGUCAUGUGAUGAAGCAAUGGAUAAAAUCGAACAGUGA